Lates calcarifer (barramundi perch) is the source of this 2029-nucleotide messenger RNA. Its product is annotated as E3 ubiquitin-protein ligase TRIM35. The transcript is spliced from 7 exons. Gene Ontology annotation, molecular function: zinc ion binding; protein binding. Bases 114 to 1553 code for a protein of 479 amino acids. The record is from RefSeq and is a predicted model, not a curated record. NCBI's taxonomy places the organism in Eukaryota, Metazoa, Chordata, Actinopteri, Centropomidae.
CGCCUCCUUUGGGUGACUCAACAAAACAGGAAGUAGGAAGUGCUCACAGAUACGCACGUAUUUCUGUCACAGGACUUUGGUUGGCAGUGUAAACCAGGGGGCUAAGUGUCAGUAUGGCAGGCAGGCUCUCGCUCCCCGAGGCGGACCUCUCCUGUUCCAUAUGCUGUGAAAUCUUCAAGGAUCCGGUAGUCCUCAAGUGCAGCCACAGCUUCUGUUCACCGUGUCUGCAGCAGUACUGGAGUCGCCGGGGUCGAAACCGCGACUGCCCUCUGUGCAGAACCCAGAGUCUGGACGAUCCUGUUCCUAGUCUUGCCCUCAAGAACCUGUGCGAGUCUUACGUCAGCAUGGAGAGCGAAGGCCCGGAGGAAAAGGAGGGAGAGCUGUACUGUGAUCCGGGGGAGAUGUGCCCUCUUCAUGGGGAGAGGCUUAAGCUUUUUUGCCUGCUGGACAAGGAGCCCAUCUGUGUGGUUUGCCACACCUCAAGGAAACACAAACAGCAUGAUUGUUGCCCUGUCAGUGAGGCUGUGGCGGAUGUGAAGGAGAAAAUGAAGUCAGCCCUGAGCUCAUUGCAGGAGAAGAGGGAUAGCUUUGACAAAAUGAAGAAAAACUAUGAGGACACUGUGGCACACAUUCAGGUCCAGGCUCAAUUUGUGGAGAGGCGGACCCGCGAGGAGUUUGAAAAACUUCACAGCUUCCUUCAAGCGGAGGAGGAAGCCAGGAUGGAGGCACUGAGAAGUGAUAAGGAGCAGAAAAGUCGAGAGAUGAAACAGAAGAUUGAAGAAAUGGAAAGGAAUAUAGCAUCUGUGUCUGCGUCCAUCAGAGCCUUGGAGGAGGAGAUGGCUUUAGAAGACAUCUCUGUCCUUCAUAAAUGCAAGAGGACACUAGCAAGUGCUAACAGUCCAGUUGAAGAUCCAGUCAUGGCUCCAGCAGCUCUCCUAGAUGUGGCCAAAUAUGUGGGCUCUCUGGCGUUCCGCGUAUGGGAGAAGAUGCAUAAAAUAGUCAAAUACACCCCAGUGACUCUGGAUCCAAACACCGCCGCCCCGUGGCUCAUCCUGUCAGACGACCUCAGCAGCGUCUGUGACAGUGAUGAGAAGCAGAGGCUGCCCGACAACCCGGAGAGGUUCGACCCGGACACGGCCGUGCUGGGCCACGAGGGCUUCACCUCAGGCAAGCACGCCUGGGAUGUCAACGUGGGCGAUAACACGGCGUGGGUUGUCGGCGUGGCUAAAGAAUCUGUUGUGAGGAAAGAGAAAGUGUCUUCAGUGCUGGUGAACGGCUACCUGUGUGUGUACUUCUACCACAAAAUGUACUUUGCAGGCACCUCUCCUCUGACACGCCUUAACUUGAAGAAGAACCCACAGAGAGUCAGAGUGCUGCUGGACUGUGACAAGGGCAAGGUGUCCUUCUAUAACCCACAUGACAACACACACAUCUACACUUUCAAACACACCAUCUCUGAGAAAGUCUUUCCCUACUUCUGGGUGGGCUGUCAGCAGUGUCCUCUGACUGUUGAACCACAGGAGGUUUCUGUGAAGGCUGUCGAGUAUUGUUGAGAGAAUAUUUCAGCUUCACAACUUUGAAGGGGGAACAUUUUUGAAUUUCAUAUCAUAUGAGGAGGGUGCACAAAAUCUGAAAAAUUGAAUCAUAUGUGCUUUUCUUUCCUGGCUCAGUAUAAUGUCCUCCAACCUUUUUCAGUUUAAACUACAAUGAAUGCCUUAUCUUUACACUUGUGAUUUCUCAGUGAUUUCUUACUUGAACUUGAUCUCUGCACUUAUACGGUCCACUAUUUCUCCAGAAAUAAUUGUGUGAGCUGUUGAUGCAAAAUGGAAUGUGGUAACCUAAAGAAAAUUGUCAUUUGUAUGGAUUCAAGUCCGUAAUGAUUCUGCAUUUGCAUGUCAAACUCUGAAUGCUUUGAGCCGAGUCCUGUUUAUAACUACUGGUUUGUGGCACACACUAAAUAGCUUUUAGUAUACUACUGAUGUCACUGAAAUUUGAGAGUACGCAUUUCCAAAUAAAUAACUUGCAAAUA